This is a messenger RNA of Penicillium concentricum, 1068 nucleotides long. RefSeq names its product short chain dehydrogenase/reductase family protein. The record is from RefSeq and is a predicted model, not a curated record. The coding region runs from base 1 to 1068 and encodes 355 amino acids. Gene Ontology annotation, molecular function: oxidoreductase activity, acting on the CH-OH group of donors, NAD or NADP as acceptor. The transcript has 5 exons. NCBI's taxonomy places the organism in Eukaryota, Fungi, Ascomycota, Eurotiomycetes, Eurotiales, Aspergillaceae.
AUGACGAAAACCAGAGGAAUCCUUCCUCAUGAAGGCCUCUACAUUGACCCAGUUAUAGCUGCCCUACGAAAGACAAUCCUUCACCCGCUUGUCGCGUUGAUUUUCCUAUACCUGGUGCACUGGGGAAGAUUGAGCGUCGUUGCACCGUACGAGAAGCUCGUCCAAAUCACCGCAGCGACCAGUGUGUUCCUGUGGCUAAACGAUUGGUUGAGUGCCAAAAGCCGGAACAAUUGGACUACAGAUGAUACGUGGAACUGGAGGAAAGAGAUUGUCGUGGUGACCGGUGGUAGCGGCGGUAUUGGCGCGGGAGUCGCUCAACGUCUUGCUGCUAUGGGGGCACGUGUUGUUGUGGUGGACAUCAUUCCUUUGACUUAUACACUUGACAACGAUCGCAUCUCGUACCUCAAAUGCGACUUGAGCGACGAGCAAGAAAUCGCAGCUGUUUGCGAAAAGAUCAGAUCUCAAGUCGGCCAUCCUACCGUUUUAGUCAACAAUGCUGGCCUGUCCCGUGGUCGGACGGUGGUCGAAGGCACAUACGGCGACAACAGAAUAACGCUGAAGACUAACUUACUAGCACCAUUCCUGCUCUCAAGAGAAUUCCUUCCAACUAUGAUCCAGCAAAAUCAUGGACACAUUUUCAAUGUUGCCUCGAUGAGUGCUUAUAUCCCCCCGCCGGGACUUGCAGAUUACGCGGCGUCGAAAGCUGGUUUGAUUGCCUUCCACGAGUGCCUUGCCCAAGAACUCCGACUCCAGAAUGCGCCCAAAGUCCGCACCUCUCUCGCAGUGCUGAGCUUCGUAAAAACGCCCCUAUUCAAGGGCGAGACAAACCAGUCGCGGUUCCUGAUGCCUCUUUUACAUGUGGACACCGUUGUGGACGCCAUGGUGGAUAUGCUUGAUAGUGGGCUAAGUACGAACAUUUUUCUUCCGGGAAUAUUUGGCUAUUUUGCAGGCUUGAGAGGAGCGCCCGAUUGGUUUCAAAAUUUGGUCCGGAGUGGUACCAAAUCGCUCAAAGUCGACUUCAAGGGGCGCCAGGAGAUUAAUCCAAAGACUGGAAGACUUGUUCAGUAG